This is a messenger RNA of Penaeus indicus, 813 nucleotides long. Its product is annotated as heme-binding protein 1-like. The transcript has 7 exons. NCBI's taxonomy places the organism in Eukaryota, Metazoa, Arthropoda, Malacostraca, Decapoda, Penaeidae. The coding region runs from base 25 to 645 and encodes 206 amino acids. The record is from RefSeq and is a predicted model, not a curated record.
GAAACGUCAACGUCACUCGCCAAGAUGCGCUGCCUGUGUGUUUGCUCGCUUCUUCUGCUGGUCUCCGCUACGAAUGCUGGCUGGGUGGACGAGAUCAUCAGCCAGGUGGGCGGGCUGUUCCACUCCUACGAGGAAGCUCCGUACACAGUCGAUGCUAAGCACACCGGCUACGAGGAGCGAACGUACCCCGCCAAGAAGUGGGUUUGUUCGGAGGAGAUGUCCGAAGAUGGAACAAGGGUCAUGGAACAGCUUUUCUGGCGUCUGUUCCGCUACAUCGACGGCGAGAACCUGGCGGAGGUCAAGAUCCCCAUGACCGUGCCGGUGACCACGGAGUUCACCGCAAAUCGCGAGCAGGACAGCUACAAGAUGUGCUUCUUCGUCCCCGAACAGAUGCAGGAAAACCCGCCCACGCCCACCAACGCCAAGAUCGUGAUCGAUCUUCGCCCUGAGAUGACCGUUUUCACUAGGACUGUGGGAGGAUACAUGGUCACCACCAGUGACUGGCUGUCCGAAGCCGCGAACUUGUCCGAACUCGUGGAGGAUGACGGGAUAAAAGUCUCGCUCGUCCAUAUGUUCUGGGCUGGCUACGACGCGCCGCUGAAGUACUGGUGGCGCCGCAAUGAGGUCUGGUUCCCCAAGGUCUAAGGGCCGAUAGAUAGCAAUAAGGUCUUGUACAGCCCUUGCUCCAGGGUCCGGUCUACUCGACAGCCUCACGACCUCUCAGGAAAAUCCGUAAUGGUUGUGAAAUAUGGCCUUUGUUUUGUUAACCGUAGUAGGUAAUGAUAUAACUUUCCCUGGCAUUUUAAAUUCAUU